AGAGGCAUCAACAUAGCAGCUUUCUGCAAAGAUUUCAAUGCUCGGACAAGCCACUAUGUUGAAGGAGUGCCGCUGCCCAUAAGAGUUUCUGUCAAUCCAGAUCGUAGUUACAAGCUUGUCAUUCACAGCCCCACAACAUCCUUCCUUAUCAAGCAAGCUGCUGGCAUCCAGAGAGGGGCCAUGCGCUACACUGAUGAGACGGUGGGCUGGAUAACGCUGAAGCACGUGUAUGAGAUUGCCCUCAUCAAGUCCAGAGAUCCUCCUCUCGAACUUACUCCCCUCAAGCAGAUUUGCGAGAUGGUUAUUGGCCAAGCGCGCUACAUGGGCAUCAAGACGGUGCGCGACUACGAUCCUGAAGAAUAUAAGGAGUUCCUGGAGAAGCAGCGGCUGGUGGUGGAGAGUCAGCUGCAGGAAUGUAAAGAAAAGAGAGAAGCCAAGUUGCUCAGGAAAUAAAUACACUCUCAUGUACAAUAACUUUUUACAUUUAUUUAGAUUUUUACGCUUAAACUCACUUCUGUCUAGAAGACGUCUAAUGGUAAUGCUGCUGGCCUCGUGUAAAGGGUUACUGCAUCCUUGCCAGUAGAGUCAAUAAAUGGCGUUCAGUAGCCCGGUAAAAAAUGAAGGUAAAUAAUGACGUUUAGCAUUUGAAAAUUGUACUAGUCGCCAUACUAUCCUUGUGCACGAGCUACUUUUUUCACGUCCAUGAUCUGUUGCCGCUUCUUUUUUUGUGCUCAGAUGACCUGAAAAAAAUUUGAACCGUUUGGUUCAUUGGCAUACCUUGCCUGAGAAUUUAAAUUCCGUUUUCACACUUUAAAUUUUAACAGGUAGGGUGUGCUAAUGAUUUUGUAUCCACGAGUAGAUUCUUUUUUCUGACGUGGAGGCAGGGAAGUUAAUGGCUUGUUUAUUUUCAUUCAUAUUUUCUGUAUUUCAAUUUAGACGCAUUAUUAUCUUUCCUUAAAUGUGUGCGUUACUUCUGUACAUAUUAGCUUCUAAGCAAUCAACUGGUGCACUCAAAUAAAGCAAAGCAAGUUGUU
Molecule: messenger RNA, 1034 nt
Organism: Hyalella azteca
Lineage: Eukaryota; Metazoa; Arthropoda; Malacostraca; Amphipoda; Hyalellidae
Gene: mRpL11
Product: 39S ribosomal protein L11, mitochondrial
Biological process (GO): translation
Cellular component (GO): mitochondrial large ribosomal subunit; ribosome
Molecular function (GO): structural constituent of ribosome; large ribosomal subunit rRNA binding
Source: RefSeq, a predicted model, not a curated record